Molecule: messenger RNA, 807 nt
Organism: Protopolystoma xenopodis
Lineage: Eukaryota; Metazoa; Platyhelminthes; Monogenea; Polystomatidea; Polystomatidae
Source: the annotation of a GenBank genome assembly
AUGCGCGGCUGCGUCAAGGCGCAGACACUCAGGCCGCCACUGACAGGCGUGUCGCGCGCGCAUGCACGAGCGCAUCGGCGGCGCGCCUCGGCACGCAUUGCCGCACUCGCGGCCUCGUGUGCACGCAUGCAGGCAGACAGCGGCGGAAAACACUGCCUCCAGCACUCAGCGGCAUCGUUCCUCUCGUCGUCAUCGCCGUCGCCAUUGUCCUCGUCUGCCGGACAUGGCGUGAACAUUUUCGGCAUUCCGUUUGCCGACGAUCAGCUGUUGCCGGGCAAAGUGAUGCGUUGUCGGCAAGCCGAUUAUCGACCAAUUGUAGGUCACUUUGAGGAGGGUGCAAAAGUGUCGCCAGUCGAAAAGUGCCAGUUCAACCGACCGGCAGGGUACAGGCAAGAGCAGAUGUCAGUUGCUGUUGAGUUGACCGCGUUUGCGUCGUUGUCAUCGUCUGUCCUGGAAAGCAUGGCCAUUUCCGACCUCCUCGCAGUGACUUGGCACCCUCCGAGUUGUUUGUCAGGCGGCAGUAUCAUCUUCGAAGUGAUCGACAAUUGACUUGUUCGUGUGUGCAUGCAUGUGUGUGGGAGUACGCAAGCUUCGGGCACCAGUCGCGCCCGCUCUGGAAGGGGACAUGGAACAUUUGUGUCCGAUUCAAGCGAUGAAACCGGCUCAAGGCAUUGGGCUGCAGAAGAGACGACUGUUGAGGUGAAUGUGCUGUUUUUCUACCCGCCGUGUUGCCAGGUCAUGGAAAGAUCGGAAAUCCGGAUCAACCCAUUGCCAAGCUGGGCUCAGAAUGUGAACUGUGCGUCAUAA